AUGGAAAAUCCUCCAUCGGAGGUAAUGCCUGAAGGAGAACAACCCCAAACUUUUGCGCUUUUAGAUUCAUUUUCGUUCAAUGUAGACAUUUUUUACAAUCAACAUUUAUUGCCAUCGGUUAAAGAGAAAAUCCUGAGCGUAGUCAGCAAUGAAGCAGAGCAGUGGUUAGGCUGUGCAAUGACUUACACACUGUUUGAAGCGCUCAAAGAGAAAGCGUCAGAAAUAUUAGCGGAGCAGACUGAAGAAGCAGUGGUCGCUGCUAAAGUUGAGAAGAUAGUGAUUGAUGAUCAGACUGAAUCGAAGAAGCCUGAAAAGCGGGAACAACUGACUAAGGCUCAAAAACGUAGGGCGUGGGAUCGCGCCGAGCUGGGGAGAGGGGGGGAGAAACCCAGGGGGUGGGACUGGGUCGACAUUGUCAAACAUCUCUCGCAAGUUCCCCACCAGCCCGCAUCAUGA
Messenger RNA from Amyelois transitella, 456 nucleotides. Its product is annotated as RWD domain-containing protein 4-like. The transcript is spliced from 2 exons. NCBI's taxonomy places the organism in Eukaryota, Metazoa, Arthropoda, Insecta, Lepidoptera, Pyralidae. The record is from RefSeq and is a predicted model, not a curated record. The coding region runs from base 1 to 456 and encodes 151 amino acids.